This is a messenger RNA of Iphiclides podalirius (scarce swallowtail), 378 nucleotides long. The record is from the annotation of a GenBank genome assembly. NCBI's taxonomy places the organism in Eukaryota, Metazoa, Arthropoda, Insecta, Lepidoptera, Papilionidae.
AUGGGUCUGUUCCAGCAAACUCAGUUCAUGACUCUACUCCGAUUGGAUUUUCAGCGAAAACGAGACGGGGCGAGAGAAGGACGGGGCGAGAGUAGAAAGGGGCGAGAGCAGUACGGGGCAAGAGCAGGACGGGGCAAGAGCAGAACGGGGCGACAGCAGGACGGGGCGAGAGCAGGACGGGGCGAAGGCCUCACGAUUAGCGCCCGUGUGGUAGCGGCGACGCUAACAGCGGCGCGCGCCUGCGCUGCGGGCGCCGCCAAGCUGGGCGAACACGCGGCGAUGCUCGCGGUGGCCAUUUGCUGCAUACUGGUGCUGCUGCUGGUCUUCAUCGUGCUUAUCAUCGUAGUGGGCCAGAACGUCGAGGCCAAGGGCGGCUCG